Molecule: messenger RNA, 3387 nt
Organism: Daphnia magna
Lineage: Eukaryota; Metazoa; Arthropoda; Branchiopoda; Diplostraca; Daphniidae
Product: synaptotagmin 1-like
Exons: 8
Biological process (GO): regulation of calcium ion-dependent exocytosis; regulation of dopamine secretion; calcium ion-regulated exocytosis of neurotransmitter
Cellular component (GO): synaptic vesicle membrane; dense core granule; axon
Molecular function (GO): calcium ion binding; syntaxin binding; clathrin binding
Source: RefSeq, a predicted model, not a curated record
AACCUCGUGACGAUAGAGGCGGAAAGGACAGGGAAAUUAUAUUCAUGCGCGUUCCAAGUCGCCAUUUAUACAUGAUCCCGAUCGAUUAGCGUGAAUUUCCCAUCGGGUUUGGGGACGAAUAGCAGGACGUAAGAAGAAGGCGAAAGUGUGUAGGCGAAAAAAGAAGAAAUAAGGGGGGAAAAAUCAAUCUGAAGCUUGGUUGCCGGCUAGAGGCCGAAAAAGAUGGAUGCAAAAGGCAAGAAGAAAGAAAAAAAAGAUGCCUCGUGUAACGUAAAACAAAUAAAACAGCCGGGAUAAAAAAGAAAAAGUGUUCCCACUACUGCGCUUGAGUCACGCGGCAACUCCCGCGCGCAGACCCUGGCGCACGCACGCACGCACACACGCACAAUAGGGUGGGGGAGUUUUGUACCGUGUUGUAUAGAAGCUAGUGUUGGCCAGCUAGUAUUGAUUUGCUUGCCGUUCGUAACAGAACACUGGCAGCCAAGUGAGCAGAUCAUUUCACUUUUGCAGUUGAAAAGCGCCAUCAGCGCCUUUUAAUUUUUUUUUUUCGAGUGAAUGAAUUGAAAAAAAAAGAAAGAAAAGUGUCAACGAUAUAAUUCGAGUGUGUCUGUACAGGUUCGACUGAUAUAGUUCACAGCUGUGCUUCGAUUUUAGGAAACAAUAAAGGAGAUAAAUCAGGAAAAAUCAGCAUCAAGACGGCGGAGAAGAUGGCGCCCAAAGUGUCCGACGAGAAGGUCGUCGUCUUGGAAGAAAUAUGGGUGGAGUCCUCGUCGCCUUUUCCCUCUUCUUCAGCAACUUCACCCGCUCCAUUUUCGUCCUCUUCAGUGGCCGGUGCAGCAGCCGGAGUGACAGCUGAAAGUGAACCAUCUGUGCCGCCCACCAAAAGUGCGGGCAGCGAUAUGAGCGAAAUAGCCAGAGAAGAAAUGGCCAAGAUUGCCAAAGAAAUGGGAUUGCCCGUUUGGGCACUCUACUGCAUUGGAAUUGUAGUGGCCCUGGUAAUCUUGCUGAUAGCGUGCUGCUGCAUCCGGCGAUGCUGUCGCAAGCGGAGGCCCAAGGAUGCCAAAAAGGGACUCAAGGGAGCCGUCGAUCUCAAGUCAGUUCAGCUCCUCGGAAAUGCCUACAAAGAGAAGGUUCAGCCGGAUAUGGACGAACUGACCGACAACGUCGAGGACAUUGCCGUCGAAGGUGAAAAGAAGGAAGAACAGAAACUGGGCAAGUUGCAGUACAAGCUCGAAUACGAUUUCAACCAGAGCAAUUUGGUCGUGACGGUCCAUCAAGCGGAAGAAUUGCCUGCGCUGGAUAUGGGAGGCACUUCUGAUCCUUACGUCAAAGUCUACCUGCUGCCCGACAAGAAAAAGAAAUUCGAAACCAAAGUCCAUCGCAAAACGCUGAACCCCGUUUUCAACGAAAGUUUCACUUUCAAGGUGCCGUACGCUGACGCCAUGGCCAAGACGUUGGUGUUCGCCAUCUACGAUUUCGAUCGCUUCUCCAAACACGACCAGAUUGGUGAGGUUAAAGUGCCGCUGUGCAUGGUCGAUUUGGCCCAGACGAUCGAAGAAUGGGCCGAGGUGACCAGCGUCGAAGGCGAAGGCGGACAGGAAAACAAGUUGGGAGACAUUUGCUUCUCGUUGCGCUACGUUCCAACAGCCGGAAAACUUACUGUCGUUAUCUUGGAGGCUAAGAAUUUGAAGAAAAUGGACGUCGGUGGACUUUCAGAUCCUUAUGUCAAAAUCGCCCUGAUGCAGAAUGGCAAACGAUUAAAGAAGAAGAAAACGAGCAUCAAAAAGUGCACCCUUAAUCCGUACUAUAACGAAUCGUUUACUUUCGAGGUUCCCUUCGAACAGAUCCAGAAAGUGCAACUGAUCGUCACCGUCGUCGAUUACGAUCGCAUUGGUACAUCCGAUCCAAUUGGUAAAGCCGUCCUGGGCUGCAACGCCACCGGAACUGAAUUGCGUCAUUGGUCGGACAUGUUAGCCUCACCUCGACGCCCCAUCGCCCAGUGGCACACGCUGAAGGAGCCCGACGAUGGGGACAAGAAAGAUUAAGAAGAUAAACAAGAAGCUGCAGACACAAAAUGAGAAAUUGACUAUCAAAAGUCUCGUCGUUUUCAGCAUCCGUACUCGUUUCCAAUCAUUCCCGUAUUUAUUUGCCCUUUUUUUUGUGUUAUGGUUUCAAACAUUUAAAAAUUAAAGGGGCAGAAGAGAAACAAAAAUGAACCCAACACCGAAUGGGAAAUCGAAAGACUUGCUUCUAAUUUGUUUUACCGUCUUCUUUUGGGUUUCUUUUCCGUUUCGCGUCAAUGUGUAUAUCUAUCUCCUCUUCUGCGUGUAUCCUUUUAAUUAUCUCCCAAUUCCUGUCCUACUACCCGUCUCCUACUCCAUUUUUCCAUGUUCCUGAGAAGAGACGACACAGAGAGAUAGUAUCAUGUAAUCAAUUAGAGUGGUCCUCUUUUUUUUCCGGUUCUAAACCCGCGUUUGGACAGUCGAGUUGGAUCAGUCACUUGUAGAUGUGACGUUGCACAUAGUACCAACAGUUACGCCACCAACUCGUCUCUCGAUCUCUCUCUCUGUCUCGUUCUUAUUUCCGCUUUCAUCCCUCGUCACCCACUCAUUCCGUGCUGUGUCUUGUUCGUUGUCGGCGAGUUAUAUAUAGAGAGAAAACUUACCUAUAGUCCCACGUGAUUCUUCUCUUUUUUCCGUAUUGUUGUUCAGUAUAAUCAGGAAAAGAGAGAAAUCCGAUGAAGCGCCAGCCUCCCCUCUCUGCUGAACUCUUCGUCGCGAUCACUUAUUAUUAUUUAUAGACUUUCUUCUGAAUUAUCAGCUAAAUGAAUCGUUUCUUGCCCCCUUUUGAAAUGAAAAAGGGUCAUUGAUUGUCCGUUUCAUUGUUUUAGCUCGGUCACUUUCAUUGUCGCCGGCGUGCAGUGCUGAGAAAGCGACAGGCAGCAGAUAUUGUGUUACAGUUUACUUUUAAGAUAUCAAUUUCCAGUUUCAAUAUUUAUACUGUAUACCUGUCGGAUAAUGUGAGAAAGCCACGACGAAAAAAUUAGGAAAACGAUGAAGAAAUCACGGUUUGGAAGAACAAUGUACGCCAUCGGCACUAGUUCUUCUUUCCAACACACGUACACUUUUGACACGUUUCCCCUGACCCUUGUCAUUAGAAUUUCGUUACAUCAAACAACACUUUUUUCUUGCUACUUGGAAACUUUUAUCAAUAUCAUUGUGUUAUCAUUUCGUUUGGGUAUUUUUAUUGUCAUAAAUCGAUGGUAAAAUUACUGUAUCAGGAUUUCGCAGAAGGAUGAAAAAACAAAACAAAAAGGAAACAAUAGCAACGCCAGUCUUGAUUAUUCGCAUGGUUAGAGAAUGAAAAUACAUUGUCUUUGUUGGUUCA